AUGCCGAGAUUGGAACAAUGGGAGAUCAAGAAGUACUGGGAAAUCUUCAGGGGGUUGAAGCCUGAGAAGAACAAGCUCAAUGGAGAGAAGUUGGCACCAGUGUUCAAGAACUCGCAUCUGGCACAGGAGCAAUUGACCAAAAUAUGGGACCUGGCCGACAUUGACGUCGACGGACAACUUGACUUUGAGGAGUUCUGCAUUGCCAUGAGGUUGAUCUUCGACCUGGUCAACGGCAACACGAGCAACGUUCCACAUAAGUUACCUGAGUGGCUCAUUCCCGGGUCGAAACGUCACUUGGUGGAGGCGGACCAGGCUGUUGUGUCCAAGACGAACAGCAUGGGCAGCGAGAGUGACACUGACGAUGAGUACACUCUUAGCUCAGACUUCGACUGGUACAUUUCCCCCACCGACAAGAACUCCUACGAGGAUGUUUACAACGCAUCCUGCGACAACUACGGGAGGAUCACCUACGACUCAUUGAACGGCCUAUACAAGACGCUCACGAAGGUGCCGCCAACAGACAUCACUUACGCAUGGAACAUAGUCAACCCAAAGCAGUCGGAGACCAUAGACAAGGACCAAUGUCUGGUGUUUCUACACAUCUUGAACCAGAGAUCUAACGGGAAAAGAGUGCCAAGGUCCGUGCCACCUUCCCUGAGAGCUACAUUUUCAAAGGAGAUUCCAGAGUACGACAUUUCUUCGCAUCAGGGCGACCUGAACAUUCCUCCGGCUGCUCCAUCGGAGACAGUCCAGAAGAACAAGCAGUCUUUUGCUUCAGACUAUCUCAGCAAGCUGGGUACAUCGAGUAGCUCGAUCGUGUCGAACGGAACCGAUUUCUCUGAAAUCAAGGGCACUGACUGGGAGGAGGUGAAGCUUCGGAGAGAAUUGGAGGAUCUCGAAAAGUUGCUAAAGAAGGCGGAGGCCGAGAAGAACAACAAGGGUAAGGACAGCAAAGUGAGUCUGCGCAAAUACGAGUUUGAGCAGCUUCUCAAAUACAAGGAGGAACAGGUUAAGCAGGUGAAGAGCAGUGCCGGCGGUGCAAGCGACUUGAACUCUGUGAUCAGCAACAUUGAAUCGAUAGAGGUGCAGGUGAGCCAACUCGAGUCCUUCCUCCAGUCGAAAAAGGAUGAGUUCAGCGAGCUAAACAGGCAGAUAGAAUCUUUGAGAUAG
Pichia membranifaciens NRRL Y-2026 is the source of this 1170-nucleotide messenger RNA. RefSeq lists its product as hypothetical. The transcript has a single exon. Lineage: Eukaryota; Fungi; Ascomycota; Pichiomycetes; Pichiales; Pichiaceae. Gene Ontology annotation, molecular function: protein binding; calcium ion binding. The record is from RefSeq and is a predicted model, not a curated record. Gene Ontology annotation, biological process: endosomal transport; actin filament organization; endocytosis. Bases 1 to 1170 code for a protein of 389 amino acids. Gene Ontology annotation, cellular component: cytoplasm; plasma membrane.